Messenger RNA from Ilyonectria robusta, 2815 nucleotides. Its product is annotated as Choline/Carnitine o-acyltransferase-domain-containing protein. The transcript has 2 exons. Gene Ontology annotation, cellular component: mitochondrion. The coding region runs from base 85 to 2733 and encodes 882 amino acids. NCBI's taxonomy places the organism in Eukaryota, Fungi, Ascomycota, Sordariomycetes, Hypocreales, Nectriaceae. The record is from RefSeq and is a predicted model, not a curated record. Gene Ontology annotation, biological process: carnitine metabolic process. Gene Ontology annotation, molecular function: carnitine O-acetyltransferase activity.
CUCCGCGGCCUCAACGUCAGCACCAGCGUCUCGCCUCUCUAUACAUAACGGCGACCAUAAAACCGGAUCACCUAGGCUGACAACAUGACUCAAGUUCGCACCUUUGCUCUUCCCCAGCCUCUAGGGGAGAGACUUGCUGAGCCAACUCCUACAUCUGCCCCCAUCACCUCAACCAUCUCUUCCGCCACCCCUCGUUUCCUCCCAGAUAUUCCCGAACUCCCUCAAGGGCGAGACUCCGUGCCCAAGGUCAACGGCGACUACAAGAGGGUCCCAAUGGCCACGUACAACGAUACCAAGAAGGAGGGCGGCAUCACAUUUUCCGGCCAGGACAAGCUACCCAAACUUCCCAUCCCUGACCUAGAAGCCACUUGCCGCCGCUACAUCGAAUCCCUUCGCCCCCUUCAGUCACCCCGAGAGCAAGCAGAGACCCAGUACGCAAUAGACGAGUUCCUAAAGGGCGAUGGACAGGAUUUGCAGGAAAAGCUGAAGCAGUAUGCUCAGGGAAAGACCAGCUACAUCGAACAGUUCUGGUACGAUUCUUACCUCAAUUUCGAUAAUCCCGUUGUUCUCAACCUGAACCCAUUUUUCCUCCUGGAAGAUGAUCCGACACCCGCCCGCAACAACCAGGUGACUCGGGCCGCGUCCCUGGUUGUGUCUUCGCUUGAGUUCGUCCGAGCUGUACGCAAGGAGGAGUUGCCCCCAGAUAAGAUCAAGGGAACUCCCCUUUGUAUGUAUCAGUUUUCCAGACUCUUUGGAACAGCUCGAGUUCCCACCGAGGAUGGCUGCCAAAUUGAGCAAGACCCGGAGUCGAAGCACAUUGUCAUCAUGUGUCACGGACAGUUUUACUGGUUUGAUGUUCUGGACGACAACUCGGACCUCAUCAUGACGGAAAGGGACAUUUCGAUCAACCUUCAGACCAUCAUCGAUGACGCCACACAAACCCCUAUCCAGGAGGCUGCAAAGGGGGCUUUGGGUGUCUUGAGUACCGAGAACCGAAAGGUGUGGUCAGGCCUGAGAGAUGUCCUGACUCGCGAGCCCACGUCAAACAAUGCAGACUCUCUCAGCAUUGUUGACUCGGCUCUCUUUGUCCUCUGCCUCGACUACACUGAAUCUGCCGAUGCCGCAGCUCUCUGCCAAAAUAUGCUGUGCGGAACCAACGAAGUGGAGAAGGGUGUCCAGAUCGGCACCUGCACCAACCGGUGGUACGACAAGCUUCAGAUUAUUGUCUGCAAGAACGGAAGUGCUGGAAUCAACUUUGAACACACUGGCGUGGAUGGACAUACGGUUCUUCGGUUUGCUAGUGACGUCUACACGGAUACCAUUCUUCGAUUCGCGCGUACCAUCAAUGGCCAAGCUCCCAGCCUCUGGGCCUCAACAAGCCCCGACCCGUCCAAACGAGACCCCGAGAGCUUUGGCGACGUAAACACCACCCCUCGCAAGUUGGAGUGGGACAUGAUCCCCGAGCUGAGUGUCGCCGUUCGCUUCGCCGAGACCAGACUGGCCGACCUUAUCCAACAGAAUGAAUUCCAGUGCCUGGAUUUCGGCCACUACGGCAAGAACUUCAUCACAUCCAUGGGAUUCUCGCCCGAUGCUUUUGUGCAGAUGGCUUUCCAAGCCGCCUACUAUGGUCUAUACGGCCGUGUUGAAAGCACUUACGAGCCUGCCAUGACCAAGGUGUACCUGCACGGCCGCACUGAAGCUAUCCGAACUGUCUCAAAGGAAUCGGUUGAUUUCGUGCAGGCUUUCUGGUCAGAGAACCCGGCCGAGGCCAAGAUCGAGGCGCUGAAGAGGGCCUGCCAGAAACAUGUCGCAAACACGAGGCAGUGCCUGAAGGCCGAAGGUUGCGACCGUCACCUUUACGCUCUGCUCUGUGUCUGGCAGAGGAGCAUGGACGACGAGUUGGACAGUGGCCUUAGCAGCACUGGUUACUCUAGCCCGAUGGAUGGGUACUCUGAGCGAGGUGUCAACUCGCCCAUUGGCAGCCCUACCAACGACUCGAUUGGCUCUGUUGAUGGCGUGGAGCUGAAGCCCUCGCGUGAGCGAGGGUACAGCACCAAUUCGCGGUCGCGAGACCAGAAUCCUCUCCCGCUCAUCUUCGCUGACCCCGGCUGGGACAAGCUGAACAACACCAUCCUCUCUACAUCCAACUGUGGAAACCCAGCUCUCCGACAGUUCGGCUUCGGACCCACGUCGGGAGAUGGAUUCGGCAUCGGAUACAUCAUCAAGGAAGAAGGCAUCUCCAUCUGCGUAUCGAGCAAGCACCGCCAGACGGCUCGUUUCGUCGAUACGCUCGAGAGCUACCUGCUCGAGAUCCGCCGCAUCUUGCGCAUCAGCAACCGCAAGAUGUCCACCAUGAAGGCCAGCCGCGCCCGUGAGGCCGAGAACGCCAUGCACCACACCAAGCCCACCAACCGGCUCAAGUCCCGUGGGCGCCCCAUCACGGCCGUCGACAGCAUUCGCUCCAACACGGGCACCACGUCUCCCACCAACGAGAGCAGUGCCUUUAGCGAGGACGAUGAGAUCGGCGGAUGUAAGUUGCGCCACGCAUAUCAGACACGAUUGCAGUUACUAACCUUACCCACAGAUGGCUUUUUCGACGCAGGCAUGCUUCUCCAGGCGCUCAAAGCCCGUAGUGUGCAAUUCGAUGUAGCGGAAACGCGUGCCUCGGAGCGAGCCGCGGUGCAAGCCCGCCGGCGAGAUGUGGGCAAGAAGCUGAGGCUGAUUGACUACUAAGCAUCCCAAUCAGCCGUCAUGUAACGGGUGUUGCAUGUUUGUCUUGUCUCUUUUGUUUUAUGUACUUGGUUAACGAUUCAGU